UCAAUAGUUUGCAAAUUUACUGUUAUUCUAAAAUUUGAACAUUUGUAUUUGGCUUUAAAAACUUUCAUUUUUAUAUCCUUUUUUUGUUUUCCCACGUGACACGCUGCUGUCACGUGACACCCGGGUAAUGUCAUGUGAUCCACACGGGCUUUGUGCAGCGCUGUUAGCGAACUGACGUUAGCACAAAUACAAAGUGAAACUUCGCAUUAUUUUGCACUACAGUAAGCUGUUGCGAUGUUUACUUUAUAAAGCAACGACUUUAUAGUUGCGAAGGAUUACAUUGCUUUUCAAGUGCCAGUAUUGUGUAAGUUAGGCCGCGGCUUUGCUGUAACUGUUUUGUCACUGUAAGUUACAUUAAAAAUAUGGACUUAAAAUGUAAACAGUCAUGUUGACGUUCCCUGGAGUUAUUUUGAGAUUUUUCGGCGACACAACUGUGAUUCAUGCCGUAUGCUAAUAAAUCGCGCCACCCCGUUUUAUCUGGAUAUUCAGAAUGAACGGCACAGAGCAAAAUGACCUGAAAAGACAAAACCUGUUGGAGAGAGUACUCGAUGCAGUUAAACAGUGCCAAAUCCGCUUUGGUGGAAGAAAGGAGAUUGCCUCGGAUUCUGAUAGCAGAGUGAUAUGCCUGUGUGCCCAGUUUGAAGCAGUGCUUCAACAUGGCUUGAGGAAAAGUCGAGGGUUAGCCCUCACAGCAGCUGCAAUAAAACAAGUGGCUGGAUUUAGCAGUAAAACUGAAGCAGAGCUGACGUUCUGGUUUUAUGUGAAGGAGCACCUUAACCGUCAUGAGCUGCAGCGUUUUUACUCUCUGAGGAAUAUCACUUCUGAAUCGGGCAGGGGUCGAGCAUGGCUUCGUUGUGCCCUGAAUGAGCACUCUCUAGAGCGAUACCUUCACAUGCUGCUGGCUGACCGGUCCCGCCUAAGUGCCUUCUAUGAAGACUGGGCUUUUAUUCUGGAUGAGGAGAGAGCCAGUAUGCUGCCUAUAAUGGCUGCAGGGCUCAAUUCCAUCUUGUUUGCCAUUAACAUUGACAACACGGACCUAAACGGGCAGAUUCGCGGUGGAUCAUCAGUGUCCCAUCUCCUUAAGGAGUCCACACAAGGAAUGAGCAGUUUAUGGAAGGAGUCUACCCAGGGUGUAAGCACACUUCUGCGGGAAAUUGGCACUGCCACUGCAGUGGUUCCUGGUUUCAUCCCACGCACAGAUGUUCAGUCAGAUCCGCUGCCUGUCUUGCCCCGAAGCACUUCUGCAGAUUCCGGUUUAAGGAAAGAACGCCGGCGAAAAAAGAAGAUCACACACAUCAUCUCCUUUGAUGAUGACUUAGACGGGGGUGCGGAUGACGAUGACGAGGCAGGUGAGGAUGUUGUGAGGAGUCUCAGGAGGAGUGUGGUCAGUCAUGUGAGUUCUGAAGAGGCGCUGGACCCUCCAGACUCCAUUUUUCCUGCUCAGAACGGGCUGAACGAGUCAGGGAUUGUGAGCUGGGCCGAAACGCCUCCACAAAAUGGAGUCCUGCCUGAUACCAAGAGCAUUGAUAAUGAAGAGGAGGAAGAUGAUGAUAUUUAUGGAAAGAACAAGCCAGAGCCCCAAGAAGAUAAUGGGGAGCCGAUGGUUGUGGGGAGUUUGUCCAGUAUUUCCACAUGGAGCCCAAGGCAGAUCAUCAGUGACAAUGAUAACGACAGCUCACACAUUCUCAUACCUGUGGUCUCCACUGAGCCUUACACAAAAGAAGCUGGUAGUUCAGUUGAGAAUACAGAGUUUCAUGGACAGAAGGAGAGCUCAAGCCCACCAGCUGACAGUGAAAAAGGAAGCCAACUCCAAUUUAGCAUUGAGCCUGGGUCACCACAUCAGAUUGCUCCCGUCUCCAGUGUUAUGCCCACUGCUGCACUUCCUGAGUCCAUGACUGUUGCUGAACUACGGCAAGCCAUUGUGGCCAUGAUGAAUAGGAAAGAUGAGCUCACAGAGCAAAACACGUCUCUGCGUGGUCUUCUGGAUGGGGAGAUGGAGCACUCUGCAGGGCUCAGACAAGAGGUGGACAGCUUGAAGAAGAGACUGGCUGAGCUAGAGGAGAGACAUGCAGCCAAAGUCCAGGCUCUCAUGAGGGAGAAUGAGGUUCUGAAGGUCCAGCUGAAGAAGUAUGUUGGCGCUGUCCAAAUGCUGAAAAGAGAAGGCAGUCAGGGCAAUGAUGCAUUAAUCAUUCAGACGAAUUGUGAUGAUCCGCCUCCAGCCCCACAAAACAGGUCUGUGGCUGAUAUAGAGGAACUGGCUUCCAACUAUGAGCGUAAACUCAUUGAGGUCGCUGAGAUGCACGGGGAGCUGAUAGAGUUUAACGAGAGGCUGUAUCGCUCUCUCAUGGCGAAAGACAAUCUGAUCGGACAGAUGAGACGGGAACUCAUUGACUUGCGUGGCCCAGUUCCAGGGGACCUGAGCCAGACCUCUGAUGAUCCCAGCCUAUCUGACUUUGAGACAACUCAACGUGCUCUUGUCAAUGUGUGGAUCCCUUCUGUGUUUCUUCAAGGUCGAGCAGCCAACGCAUAUCAUGUGUAUCAGGUAUACAUUAGGAUCUUGGACAAUGAGUGGAAUGUGUAUCGGCGCUAUACUGAGUUCAGGGUACUGCACAAUCACCUCCGGUCGCAAUUCCCACAGGUCGACAACUUCAAUUUCCCACCUAAAAAAGCCAUCGGCAACAAGGAUGCCAAGUUCGUAGAAGAAAGAAGGAAACAGCUGCAGUCGUACCUACGUAUGGUGAUGAAUAAACUGAUCCAGACACUGCCUGAAUUCACUGCCCAUCCCACCAAGGAGACCUUACUGCAGCUGCUGCCUUUCUGCCAGGACGCCCCAGUAGCCGGCGAGAGUGGAAACAAAACUGCCCGGUCCAAAGCAUCCAGCAGAUUCCCAAGGUUGGGUCGCAACUCGGGCCGAGAAGCUCGCAACCCCGAACCUCAGAGCGGAGACCUUUAACCUGAUGCACAGGAUGUACGCAGAAACUGCUGCAGGCUUCUAAAACUUUGGAGUUUAACCUAAAAAUAUAUCUGAGGGAGCAAGAGGUAAGAAUAUUUCCCACAGUCCUCGGAAAUCCAGGAGCCUCUUUUCUAUUAUGGAUGUACACACCACAACAGUUGGCGAAUCAACGAGACUGCAAGAAAGAAACAUUUGGCACAUGUCAGUUAAGUGGUGGAACUUUCAGUUACUGUUGUGCCUAGCGAUCUACAGGCAGAUGUUGCUUUGGGGGAGAGCCAAGAUGGAUUUUUUACUGCAGUGAUAUGAAAGUUUUAUGAGACUGCAAUGAAAAUUGUGCUAUAGUUUCAUUUAGAAAUAACUUGCACAUCAUUAUGAUUUCAUUUACAGUUUACAGUCAUUUACUUGUCUGUGGCAUAAGAGAUUUUUUGUAUACAUUUUGUUACCAUGCUUUGCUGUUGAGGCACCGUACUGCCAACCAAUACUUAUGAGCUCAUUAUAAUAAAUGUACCAAUCAAUCACUCUCUACCCUCCCCGUAGAGAAAUCCCCAAUGUCUACAAUAAUUUAGCCUUUAGAUUUUUGUCUACGUUCAAGCUAGAAGUAUAGUUUUUACGCAUAUGCGAAGGUCUGCAUACAGUUCGUCUACGCAAAUUUCAUCAUUAUGGUACGAAAAGUAGGCGCACACUGUACACGCACCACCAGAUUUUUGUAACCGCUCGUACUAUGUAUACGUAUGUUGCGCAUGCGCGUACAGGAGAAUGUAGUAUGUAGCCGAGGAGAUGCAUUGCAUUUUGUUGCAAUGUGCAUGCGGCGAACGUCUGUGUACACGUACAAGUCAAAUAACCUGUGUGCGUACCUUCGCGUACACGUAAAAAAAAACAUGUAUUUCGGCUUUACAUGACAACGAAAAGAUGUAGUAAAAACAGAUAAGUUUUGCUUUGCGUUUUUGAAAACAUUCAUUUAAGACAGCGCUGUCAAGAACAUCUGCGUUUGCACGGAUCCGCCAAGCAACUAAAUACAGUACACUGUAUUUUGUGUGCCAAGCCAGUAGUUGGUGAGGUUACUUUGUAAAGAAGAACUAUGAAAGUAUCAAGCAGUUACUAUCUUGAACUAUAAAACUGUAAAAUUUUGUAAACCUUGUAAGAGAAGCGUUAAUAUAAACUCAGUUCUUUAGGCCGCCAUUUUGGUUUUGGUUAUAUUCACGCAUGCCUAUAGACUGAAUUAAAGAGCACCUAUGGUCCGAUUCACAAUUUUACAUUUCCUUUGGUGUGUAAGUGUGUAUUAGUACAUGUUAACGAUAUGCAAAAGGUACAAACCCUAAAGUAAACGAUGAUGCGAGUUAUCGUUUCCAACGUAAAUCUCUAUUCUUGGACUACAGCAAACACACAGAUUGUAGGCAACAGUUUACUUUCGAUCAGAUCGAUGAGCUUUGUACAAAAUCAUAGCGUUUCAGGAAGAUAGGAUAUCUGGAGUUACAAAAAUGUACGGUAUGUGUAAAAUAAUGGGUGAUUCUCACGAAAUCCAGACUUAGAAGGUGUCCAGCAUCAGAUUUUUUUAAAAAGCCCUUGAAGCCAUUUUUUUGCAUAUAUAAGAUUAAGGUCUAAAAUUACUAUAACCAUUAUUUUUAGAGGAUUUAAAACAUACUUCCUAUAGAAUUUUUUUUUUUUUUAUAUUAUCAUUAUAAAAAUGAUCAUUACCGCAACAUGAUAUUACAUUAAAUAUAUGCAUUUACAAACUCAUGUUUCGGUAAUGAGAACUAAAAAGUUGUCUAGGUACUAUGACGAACAAAAUUUCAACUUUUAUCUGGAGAGAAAAAAUAAGAACUGCUUACCUGUUAGCCAUCUUGAGUGUCACAGUCAAUUAUGUCCCUUCCAACAAUUUUUUUUAAAAAGCUAGUUCAUUGAGAGCUUAAACAGUGAUUGAAAAUUGUUGCGGAGGAUGAGAACAUUUUUCUUGGACACAUUUAUAUUCCUUAUUAUUGUCUCUGCAUUUGCCAAUGAUCACCAAAUACCACAUGUUUCUUUACUGUAAAUGUUUAUAGUAUAACAUGCACUGAAGCUUUUUAUUUUUUAGAUUUUUUAAUUAUAAAUAUUUCCAUGUCAAAGAACCAAAAUGCAGUCAUGGACAGGUUGCGGUAAUGAAAAAUUUCCCCUUAAAUGUGGAAAAAACAACAAAAUUGGUUUGUAUGAUGUCAUUUGAAAUCAUGUGCAAAAUAAUACAUGAAGAGAUAACUGUAACUGUAUGCUUCUUAUUUUGAUACUCUUACUUUGCAUUUACUUUUUUUAUCAGAAUGUUUCAUGACACCUCAUAAGUCGAAUUUCGCGAGAGUCACCCUAAUGUGUUUUUGAACCAUAAACCACGCGAACACAUUGUAUUAUACCAAAUACACAAAAAUAACAUUGUUUUAGCAAUGAAACAUGCGCUGGACGUCACCAGAUUCGCAGAUUCUCAUUAUGUAGUUUACACAGAGACGACAAGGUGCUGUUUUCAGAAAGUUGCGCUUUGAAACCUGGCAUCAAAAAGUUUGCGUUUUCAGUACCCCAAAAUGUUGUCAUGUAAAUAAGCAGCAAAACUGCACAAAAACUUUCCUGUUUAUGAUUAAAACGCUGUAGUGUAAAAUGCCCCUUAAAUUAUUGUCUAUUGAAGACCAGAAUGUGAUGAAAUGCUUGUCAAGUAGAUCUGUCCUGUGUGACAGAUCCAGAGUCUUUCUGUCCCUGAAAAGCAAUUAUUUGAAAUUUCCUUGGCAGCCAUAUUAUCCUGUAUGAUUUCAGAGAGGACAGCGGGCACAGACAGGGUGCUUGGCAUUGUGCUGAAUGAACAGGAGAGAUUUUCUUAGCAGGGGAGCUUCUACUAAAUGAACAAGCAAAAUCAUUUCACCCCUAUACUUUAACUAGAAGCACAAUGAUCAUUGGCCAAUAUUAGGAUUAAAUCGUUUUUAUGGUUCUUGACAAAUGACUCACAUUGUCAAAUAAAAGGUCAUGGAGAGGAAAUAGGACAUUAGUAAAUACUGUAAGUGAAAUGUCCACUAUUAAAUAAAGUACACUCUCAGAAAUAAAGCUGCAAAAGUUUUCACUGGGACAGUACCCUUUCAAAAAGGUACACAUUUGUACCCAAAGAGUGCAUAUUAGGUACAUAUUGGCAGUUCAAAGAUACAUAUUUGUACCAAAAUGGUACAUAUUAGGACCUUUUUAAAGGGUACUGUCCCAGUGUCAGCUUUGUAUCUUUAUUUUUGACAGUGUUUGAUUUUAUAUUAUAAAUGCACUUGUAAGUAUAGAAGGCUGACACCGAGCAAAGCAAUUCUGUGCUUUGCAUAUCUGUCUGUCUGCAACCUUUGUACUAGUAAUAAGCAACUGUAUAUGAUGUCUUUUUUUAAACCGAGCAUCUCUCUGUCCCAAGUUUAAAGGGAACAAGAUGAUUCGCAGUGCCACUGCCGCCAGCAUUAGAGUAAAAGAGCUUACUGAAUACAUGAAUAAAUAUAAGUACAAUCGCA
Molecule: messenger RNA, 6441 nt
Organism: Misgurnus anguillicaudatus (oriental weatherfish)
Lineage: Eukaryota; Metazoa; Chordata; Actinopteri; Cypriniformes; Cobitidae
Source: RefSeq, a predicted model, not a curated record